This is a messenger RNA of Gymnodraco acuticeps, 3882 nucleotides long. RefSeq names its product low-density lipoprotein receptor-related protein 1-like. Lineage: Eukaryota; Metazoa; Chordata; Actinopteri; Perciformes; Bathydraconidae. Gene Ontology annotation, molecular function: protein binding; calcium ion binding. The record is from RefSeq and is a predicted model, not a curated record.
AUGUGGAGCAGAUGGCCAUCGACUGGCUCACCGGAAACUUCUACUUUGUUGAUGACGUGGACGACAGGAUCUUCGUGUGUGACAAGGAUGGGCAGACAUGUGUCACCCUCCUGGACCAGGAGCUUUACAACCCCAAAGGCAUCGCCCUGGACCCCACCAUGGGGAAGGUGUUCUUCACAGACUACGGUCAGAUCCCUAAGGUGGAGCGCUGCGACAUGGAUGGCCAGAACCGAACAAAGCUGGUGGACAGUAAGAUAGUUUUCCCCCACGGCAUCACGCUGGAUCUGGUCAGCAGGCUGGUGUACUGGGCUGAUGCCUACCUGGAUUACAUUGAAGUGGUGGACUAUGAAGGCAAGAACCGGCACACCAUCAUCCAAGGCCUGCUGAUCGAGCACCUGUAUGGGCUGACUGUGUUUGAGAACUACCUGUAUGCCACCAACUCAGACACUGCUAACAUGCAGCCUAAGACCAGUGUGAUCAGAGUGAACCGCUUCAACAGCACAGACUACCAAGUAGUGACCAGAGUGGACAAGGGAGGGGCGCUGCACGUCUACCACCAGAGACGCCAGCCUCCAGUACGUAGCCAUGCAUGUGAGGUGGACCAGUUUGGGAAGGCGGGAGGCUGCUCGGACAUCUGUCUGCUGGGGAACGGCCACAAGAACCGAACCUGCCGCUGUCGCUCCGGAUUCAGCCUGGGCAGUGAUGGGAAGUCCUGCAAAAAACCUGAGCAUGAGCUCUUCCUGGUCUACGGCAAAGGUCGCCCAGGGGUCAUCCGGGGCAUGGACAUGAAUGCCAAGGUGCCAGACGAAUACAUGAUCCCCAUCGAGAAUCUGAUGAACCCGAGAGCUCUGGACUUCCACGCUCAGAGCGAGUUCAUCUACUUUGCGGACGCCACCAGCUACAUCAUCGGGCGACAGAAAAUUGAUGGAACAGAAAGGGAUACUAUUGUGAAAGAAGGAAUCCACACCGUAGAGGGCAUAGCUGUGGACUGGAUGGCGGACAACCUGUACUGGACCGAUGACGGGCCGAAGAAAACCAUCAGUGUGGCUCGGCUGGAAAAGGCUUCACAGACACGCAAAACUCUCAUUGAGGGGAAAAUGACUCACCCUCGCGCCAUUGUAGUUGAUCCACUGCACGGGUGGAUGUACUGGACGGACUGGGAGGAGGACCCUAAGGAGAGCAAGCGUGGGAAAAUUGAGCGGGCUUGGAUGGACGGCUCGAACCGAAACGUGUUCCUGACCAGCAAAACGGUGCUGUGGCCCAACGGCCUCAGCCUGGACAUCCCGCAGGGCAUCCUCUACUGGGUGGACGCCUACUACGACCGCAUUGAGAUGGUGUACCUCAACAGCACAGAGCGCAAGACGGUGUAUGAAGGUCAGGAGCUGAACCACGCCUUUGGUCUUUGUCACUAUAAACACUUCCUGUUCUGGAACGAGUAUCGAAGUGGCAGCAUUUUCAAGUUGGACACCACCACUGGCACGGCCACUCUGCUGCGAAACGAGAGGCCACCGAUCUUUGAAAUCCGCAUGUUUGACGCCCAGCAGCAGCAAGGCUCCAAUGCGUGUCGUGUAAACAACGGCGGCUGCAGCAGUCUGUGUCUCGCUACACCAGAAAACAGGCAGUGUGCCUGUGCAGAAGACCAGAUACUAGAGCCAGCUGACAACACCAGCUGCAAGGCCAACCCGUCUUACGUGCCUCCUCCCCAGUGCCAGUUUGGGGAGUUUGCUUGUAAGAACAACCGCUGCAUCCAGGAGCGCUGGAAGUGUGACGGAGACAAUGACUGUCUGGACAACAGCGACGAAGCUCCGGAGCUGUGCCACCAGCACACCUGCCCCACAGACAGAUUUAAGUGCAAGAACAACCGCUGCAUCCCUCUGCGCUGGCUUUGUGACGGGGACAACGACUGUGGGAACGAUGAGGAUGAAUCCAACACCACCUGCGCUGCUCGUACCUGCCCACCAAAUCAGUACUCGUGUGCCAGUGGGCGCUGCAUCCCUAUUUCCUGGACAUGUGACCUGGACGAUGACUGCGGUGAUCGGUCAGAUGAGCCUGCUUCCUGUGCCUACCCCACAUGUUUCCCCCUCACCCAGUUUACCUGCAACAACGGACGCUGCAUCAACGUGAACUGGCGCUGUGAUAAUGAUAACGACUGCGGGGACAACAGCGACGAGGCGGGCUGUAGUCACUCCUGCUCCAGCGCUCAGUUCAAGUGUAACAGCGGCCGCUGCAUCCCAGAUUACUGGACCUGUGACGGAGAUAAUGACUGCGGGGACUACAGCGACGAGACACACGCUAACUGCACCAACCAGGCCACGCGUCCCCCUGGAGGUUGUCAUACAGAUGAGUUUCAGUGUCGGAUGGACGGCCUGUGCAUCCCGCUGCGAUGGCGCUGCGACGGGGACACCGACUGCAUGGACCUGAGCGAUGAGAAGAACUGUGAGGGCGUCACACACAUGUGCGAUCCAGCUGUCAAGUUUGGCUGUAGGGACUCUGCACGCUGUAUCAGCAAAGCCUGGGUGUGCGACGGCGACAGCGACUGUGAGGACAACUCCGACGAGGACAACUGUGAGGCGCUGGUGUGUAAGCUCUCUCACCAUGUGUGUGCCAAUGACUCCACCAUCUGCCUGCCUGCAGAGAAACUUUGCGAUGGCACUGAUGACUGCCCAGAUGGCUCCGAUGAGAAACUCUGCGACCUGUGUUCACUGGACAAUGGUGACUGCAGCCAUAACUGCACAGUGGCCCCUGGCGAGGGGGUGAUCUGUUCCUGUCCCCUGGGCAUGGAGUUGGGGGUCGACAACAAGACCUGUCAAAUCCAGAGCUUCUGCGCCAAACACCUUAAGUGCAGUCAACGCUGCGAACAGGACAAGUUCAGUGUGAAAUGUUCUUGUUACGAAGGCUGGGAACUGGAGCCUGACAUGGAGAACUGCAAGAGCACGGAUCCUUUCAAACCCUUUAUCAUUUUCUCAAACCGCCAUGAGAUCCGCCGCAUUGAUUUGAAUAAAGGAGAGUUCAGUGUGUUGGUACCGGGCCUGAGGAACACCAUUGCCCUGGACUUCCAUAUCAGUGAGAGCGCCCUCUAUUGGACGGAUGUGGUGGAGGACAAGAUCUAUCGCGGGAAGCUGUCCGAGAAUGGAGCUUUAACCAGCUUUGAUGUGGUGAUUCAGUAUGGCCUGGCUACCCCUGAGGGCUUGGCAGUGGACUGGAUAGCAGGAAACAUUUACUGGGUGGAAAGCAACCUGGAUCAGAUUGAGGUGGCCAAGUUGGACGGCACCAUGAGGACCACGCUGCUGGCCGGGGAGGUGGAGCACCCUCGAGCCAUCGCCCUGGAUCCCCGGGACGGGAUCCUGUUCUGGACAGACUGGGAUGCCAGCUUGCCCAGGAUUGAAGCUGCAUCCAUGAGUGGAGAAGGGAGGAAGACCAUCCAUAAGGAAACUGGCAAUGGAGGCUGGCCAAAUGGGCUCACUGUAGAUUAUCUAGAGCGCCGCAUCUUCUGGAUUGAUGCCAGGUCUGAUGCCAUUUAUUCAGCCAAGUAUGAUGGUUCCGGGCUGAUCGAGGUUCUGAGGGGACAUGAGUAUCUGUCACAUCCCUUCGCCGUCACUAUGUAUGGAGGGGAGGUUUACUGGACAGACUGGAGGACAAACACACUGGCAAAGGCAAACAAGUGGACAGGAGGCAACGUCACUGUGGUCCAGAGAACCAACACACAACCUUUUGACCUUCAGGUCUACCAUCCAUCCAGACAGCCGCAGGCUCCUAACCCAUGUGCGGCUAAAGAUGGCAAGGAUCCCUGCUCUCAUCUAUGUCUCAUCAACUACAACCAGACAUUCUCGUGUGCCUGCCCUCACCUCAUGAAGCUGGGCCCUGACAGACGCACUUGCUAUG